Ostreococcus tauri is the source of this 1659-nucleotide messenger RNA. RefSeq names its product Phosphate transporter. Gene Ontology annotation, cellular component: membrane. The transcript has 2 exons. NCBI's taxonomy places the organism in Eukaryota, Viridiplantae, Chlorophyta, Mamiellophyceae, Mamiellales, Bathycoccaceae. The record is from RefSeq and is a predicted model, not a curated record. Bases 1 to 1659 code for a protein of 552 amino acids. Gene Ontology annotation, molecular function: phosphate transmembrane transporter activity. Gene Ontology annotation, biological process: phosphate ion transmembrane transport.
AUGAGCGGAUCUGAAGCCCUCGCGCACGCGGGUCGCGCGCUCCUCAUGGCAGGAGGCGAAGCGACCAAGAACUUCGAAUGGAUCGUCGUCAUCGGCGGCUUCCUGGCGUUUUUCGCCGCCUUCGGCAUCGGUGCUAACGACGUCGCAAACGCUUUCGCCACUUCCGUCGGUUCCGGCGCGCUCAGCAUCAAGAGCGCCGUCGUGCUCGCUGGUGUUUUCGAGUUCUGCGGCGCCAUGUUCAUGGGUGGACACGUCGUGGAAACGAUGCGUAAGGGUGUGACCGAUCAAAAGUGCUUCAACGGAAAGUCGGGAUCGCACGAUCCCGUCCUACUGAUGUAUGGCUGCCUCUGCGUCAUCUUUGCAGUUGGCGUCUGGCUCGUCGUGGCGUCCGCCCUUGAAAUGCCUGUUUCCACCACGCACUCCUGCGUUGGCGGUCUUAUCGGAAUGACGCUCGUUGCACGUGGUGACGACUGCGUCGUUUGGUCUAAGAAGGCGGACGAGUUUCCGUACGUUAAGGGCGUCGCUGCCAUUGUCGUUUCCUGGGUUCUCUCCCCGGUGAUUUCAGGCUGCUUCUCCUUCGCUAUGUUUUUGAUUCUUCGAACGCUCGUGAUGAGAAGCGAGAACUCUUUCAGCCGCGUCUCUUAUGUGUUUCCGGUGUUGUUUGGUGCCACUCUCAUCAUCAACGUUUUCUUCAUCGUCUACAAGGGCUCUCCUCACCUCGGUCUCAAGGACACGCCGGUGGGUACGGCGUGCGCUGCCGCAUUCGGAGUCGGUGGCGGUGCCGGUAUCCUCUCAUACUUCUUAAUUUCUCCGUACAUCGUUAGGCGAACCGAGGAACUGUACGCCCAGGAGCAAGCUGAACAGGCUGAGCGGGGCUCCGGUAAGAAGGUUGAAGAAACGGUUGUUCGCCAGCCUCGCGAGUAUCCCAGGGGUGUCUUUGGAGCUCCGACUCGCGUCUGGUAUGCGAUCCAAGAUCACCUUGAAACGUCUCUCGCUGUCAAGGCCUCCGACCUUAUCGAGGAAGACAUGGCGGUGAACGCUAUCCACGACAACGCUGAGAAGUUCGACGAAAAGACCGAGUUGAGCAUGAGAUACCUUCAAAUUUUGACGGCGUGCUGCGAUGCGUUCGCGCACGGUGCUAACGACGUCGCGAACUCAAUCGGCCCCUUUGCCACCAUCGUCCUGGUUUACAAGGCUGGCAAGGUGAGUACAAAGAAGAAGGAUCCCAUGGGAGACGACGCGUACUGGAUUCUCUCCCUUGGUGCCCUUGGCAUCGUCGUCGGUCUCGCUCUGUAUGGUUACCGCAUCCUGCACGCGCUCGGGACCAAACUCGCGAAGCUCACCCCUAGUCGAGGUAUUUGCAUUGAACUUGGCGCUGCGUGUGUCAUCAUUUUGGGAUCUCGAAUGGGCUGGCCGCUUUCCACGACUCACUGCCAAGUCGGCGCCACCAUGGGUGUCGCCAUGCUUGAAGGGCGUAAGGGCAUCAACUGGUUCAUCCUCGCUAAGACUGUGGCUGGUUGGAUCAUCACCCUCGUCGUCGUCGGUUUCUCGACUUCGGCCUUCUUCGCCCAAGGCGCAUUCGCUCCGAUGGUUCACUACCCGUGCUACAUCGCUGCCACUGCCAAGGACUCCAUCUCCGAGGCGCUGUGCACGAUUUAA